Messenger RNA from Hyalella azteca, 3943 nucleotides. It is a transcript of the gene ebo, whose product is annotated as exportin-6. The transcript has 25 exons. Gene Ontology annotation, biological process: protein export from nucleus. Lineage: Eukaryota; Metazoa; Arthropoda; Malacostraca; Amphipoda; Hyalellidae. The coding region runs from base 401 to 3943 and encodes 1180 amino acids. Gene Ontology annotation, molecular function: nuclear export signal receptor activity. The record is from RefSeq and is a predicted model, not a curated record.
UCCCCCAACACGAACCAAAAUCAGAUCAGAUCAUCAGUCAAGGCCUGCCAUUUGAUUGCAGACUUUGCGGUCGUUGAAGGGUUCAGUCGAGCUGCACGCGCUACCGAAAAUUGAUGUCCAUUUUUCUAACAAAGUAACUUUUUUCACAAAUGAUUGGUAAUCUAAAUUUAUGGUUUAUUUACAAAAUUUUAUGAAACGGAUCAGCCACCACGAAAUUAUAUCUACAGUUAACAGUCUACCUAUUGACUAUAAAAGUCCAUAAUUUAGUAAUUUCGUCACGGAUUCUGAAUUUAGUAAUACUUAGUAAAUGAGGAUGGCAAGGUCAAUGAAUUGUUCAUGUUUUGCCAAACUUGAUGAUGAUUGAGUAAUUUGAGUUCUCUCACUGCUCACUGCCACUGAGAUGUUAUCAGAAGAUCUGCUUGCUCAGCUGGAGCUGGUGAUGACAGAGUUCUUCACUGACAACACAAGCAAUGAUAGAAAACGUGAGAUUGAAGAUCAGCUCAAUGCUGUGUGGCUGCAGCCUGAAGCCUGGCGGCACUGCCUCUACUGUAUCGGUCACACAGCCAAUGAAUAUGUUGCCAUGGCCUGCAUCACUGCUCUUGAGAACCUGAUCAACCGUCAAGUGGGCUGUGCCCUUAGCUCUGCUCAGCUGACAGAGGUCCGUGAGAGCGUUCUGACCACCAUACGGCAGAAGCAUCACACACUACAGGCUUUUGUGCGGAACAAGCUUAUCAAAGUUGUUGUUGAUGUUGCCAGGGCCCAGUGGCCCUAUGAAUACCCCAACUUUAUGGAGGACAUCAUGAUGCUUGGUCAGCAGUCGCAGGGAGAGGCUGGUAGCAGCGAGGUGCUGUGUCUGGUCGCCCUCCAGGUCGCCAUGGAGGAGCUAGCCAUACGCGAGCACCAGCUCAUGCCGCACGCCAGGAAGCUGCAACUACGACAACAGCUGCACGUCCAUGCACCCCACAUGCUGGCUUACGUUACUGGAGUUCUGGAGAAGCUGCUGCUCUGCAACACCAGCGACGGCAACCAGAGGAGGGGCACAACCACUCCCCCUCCUUCCCCUUCACAUUCCCCUGCCAGCCCCGCAUCCCCACCAGCGCUGAUCUCAUCCCCUGCUGCUCGUCACUUAGACAGCGUGCUUAGGAUGCUUGAGCAGCGAUCAUGCCAGCACUACGAGCCUCGCCCAGGCUGGCUGCACGUCGCCGUGACGUGUCCCCCUCGUCUGGACGCUGCAGCAGACAACGUAGCGUACGCGGCACUGAACUGUCUGGCGCAGCUGCUGGCGUGGGUGCCGCUAGAGCUGCUAGCCCAGCACCACUGCAAGGCCCUCGAUCUUGUCUUCACCUUCGCUGCCCUCGGUGGCCUGCAGGCGAUGAACUCGAGCAGCAGCAACACGGUGAGCAUCAGCGCGCUGUCGUGCGUCCAGGAGUUCCUGUCUCGCUCCUGCAUCCCGCCCUCCGUCAACGCCCUCCUCCUGCACGUCCUGCACUCCUGCCAAGUGCUCGUGCACCACCUGCUGGGCUCCUCUGCAGCCGAGGGUGUAGGGCUCGGCCAGGUCCCAGGGGCGUCUGCCAAGCAGCGCCUCGCCAGCCUGCACCCAACUUACCUCGACAAAGUUACUGAACUCGUCCGCAUUUUCGUCUCCGUUUAUUUGAGGAGGUUUGAGCAGCAUCCGCAGUUCAGCGUUGAGGAGUUCCUUGCUCUCCUCUUCAGGUUUAGUUUCAGCCAGCCUUCCCUCGAUGGCUACUUGGACUGCCUGGAGAUCUGGUCUGCGCUGCUCGAGCACAUUUCCUCAAAAGGCGGUCACGAAGGUUCAGGAGUCGCGCCUCAUCAGCUGGAGCGCUACUCCAGCGUGCUGGAGCUGCUGGCCCAGGGUGUUCUCCACAAAAUACAACUCCGACACAAUCAGUGCGAGCUCGAGGAGCUGGACUACGACCUGCUGGAGGAAGCGGGACAGAGCGAGCCUGACGCCGCCGACUACUCUGAUGCCUGGGAGGACCAGCAGCAGAGCUGGGGCUCUGGAGGCGGCGGUGUCGAGCAUCUCACAGAGCAGUCAGAGUGUCAGAGCUACUUCAGUCAUAACCUAGACCUUCUCGCCAGGCUGGCUGACAUCAUGCCUGAUAAAAUCAUGGACAUGCUCGUGCCGGCAUGGCAGGAGAACUGCGCUGUGUACCUCAGCGUCGAGUCAAGUCUUCAUCUGGAGCGCGUCCACGAGCCUGGGGGAGCUUCCUCCCUCAGGAUAAGCGGCCAGUGGGGGGUGUCAGAGGAGGUGCUGCUGAGCGUGCACGUCGCCCUCCGUGACCUGUGCUCCCUCCUGCAGCUGCUGGGGCGCCUCGCCACCACCUUCCUGGGGGCACAGCUCGUGCCACGAGCCUCCACUGCUAUGGCCACCAUACACAGGCUGGUCGAGCUGGGCGAGUUCGGGAUGCGCCUGCAGUUGUACAGCCUCGACACCUCCAUAGAGCUCCUCAAGGCGGACCUCAUACAAGUUCACUGCGAGGUGCUGUGCAGUCUGCGCGCGUGGUCGCACUGGCUGUCGCAGUUGUACGGCCAGCAGUUCGCCGAGUCCCGCUGCUCCUCUGAAGCUCCUUCCCUCUCACCGUCCUCGUCGGUGCCCUCGCCGCCCUCUGACUCCUGCGCGGACAAAAGCAAGCCGAGCAACGGGUGUGGCGGCGUGUUGGUGUCAUCUCACCCGCACCUCGAGACCUGCCACGAGCUCAACCGCCAGCUGCUGGUGCUCGCCGCGUCCGCCGUACACGGCGCCACCACUGACAACGUGCCGUGGCUGGUGGUGCGGUGUGGAGUGCAGCUGCUGCUCACGGUCUCGCUGCUCGUGGUGAGCCCCGUGGCGCUGCAGGUGCAGCAGGUGCAGCUGCUCUACUCAGCACCUGUGUACUCGCACAGCACGCCACCUGGCAAGGUGCGGGAGAUGUUGUACCGCGCGCUGGUGAACUUCCUGCUGCUGCCGUGGCCUGCGUACAGCCUGCAGCAGCAGCAGCAGCCUGCAGACCACGUGCAGGACAGACCGCGUCUGCUGGCCUCCUUCAUGCAGCUCAUCACGCAGCCCCUAGCAGACCAAGACCCUCAGCUGCUGAUGGCAGAUCCUGCACUCAGGGAGAAAGGUGUGCUGCUGGAGAUGGUGGGCACGGUGAUGUGGAGUGUGGGUGUGGUGGGCGGGGUGGGCAGCAGCGAGGUGUGCUGCUGGGUAGAGCGACUCGUGCAGCUCGUGACGAGCGAGCAGCACCUCAGCCUCGCUCUUGCCAACGAUCAGUCGCCCCAAGCCGCCGUUCUCGCCAGAUUCCUGCAGUUGCUGUCGCUGGUUCUGAGUGAUCCGAGCCCGGGCCUGAAGAGGCUGGUGGGCGUGGUGGUCGCCACGCUGGAUGAGCUCUACCCGCAAGUCUCACAGCAACCCACCGCCGCCGCCAUCAGACAGCCUCUCUUUGCCGUCCUCAGGACGCUCCUCGAACAUAACUGGAAGUUUUUCUAUAGGUCGACGGUGCAGCAGCCGCUGAGCCAGAGCGCGUGGGAGGAGGUGCAGCACGGGGAGCACCUCACGCGUAUCCUGCAGGCGUUCGGGCAGUCCUUCAUGCAGACCGACAUCGCUGUCUUCAGACAGAACCUCUCCACACUCCAGCUCCUCAACGCCAAGUUCAGGCUCUACAGUAAGAAUGUGUUUCGCCCUCUGCUGAGCCAGUUCAUCACGGUCCUGCUGCAGGUGUUGCUGCACGGUUCACACGCUCUGCUCCAAGAUGAGAUUAUCGCGUGUGUGUACCACAUGGCGUCAGUGGACCUGGUCGCCUUCAACUCUCAGUUCCUGGAGAACUUCCUGCGCAACAUCCACGCCCUCACUGACGACCAGCGCGCCGCCCUCAAGAGGGACUUCUCCGCUGACUCUCUCCUCAAUGUUUGUACGCUUGAUAGCCUGUCUCUUAUACACAUCUAG